This is a messenger RNA of Talaromyces marneffei, 1365 nucleotides long. RefSeq lists its product as uncharacterized. Bases 1 to 1365 code for a protein of 454 amino acids. Lineage: Eukaryota; Fungi; Ascomycota; Eurotiomycetes; Eurotiales; Trichocomaceae. The transcript is spliced from 5 exons. Gene Ontology annotation, molecular function: nucleic acid binding. The record is from RefSeq and is a predicted model, not a curated record.
AUGCCUGCAGGACGACCACCAAGUGAUAUUGAUCAAUAUAAAGAAGAGAUAUCCUCCAGCUUUUUGAAUGGCCAGAGCGCAUCCAAUAUUACUAAAAUACUGUCUGAUAAAUAUCAAAUUACUGUUCAUUCUCAAACAAUUCGAAGGCGGCUUCAACAAUGGGGUGUCUCACGUACGAAUCACGAAUCCAAAGAACUAGAGGAUAAGAUCAAAGAACUAUAUUUCCAACAUGGUUUACGUGACCGUCAAAUCAUCCAUGCCCUAGAAAAGAAUGGCUAUGGGCGAGGCCAUCUCUACCGAUUCUUUCGACUUAAGGGUUAUAAUAUAGCCCGCGAUCGACUAUAUAGUAUAGUUCAGGAACUUGAUCCGGAUGGGGUCAAGCGUCGAAAGAGUGAUGUCUACCGGCGACGAGGGGAGUAUGUAGUUCCUGGCCCAAAUUAUAUCUGGUCUAUGGAUGGCCAUGAUAAAUUAUCCUUCUGGGGUAUACAAAUAUAUACUGCGAUCGAUGCUUUCUCUCGAUAUAUCACUUGGUGCUAUGUUGGUAUCAGCAAUCGCACUCAAAUCAGUGUACUGCGACAGUUUCUUGAAGUGCUUCAGGAAACAAAAAUCCAGCCUCGCUAUAUACGCUCUGAUAAAGGGGGCGAAACAGUUCUAGUUGCAGCCGCACAUUAUCUACUGCUAAAAGAGCAGUAUGAGAAUCUCUUUCUUCAAGACUGUUAUUUAUAUGGUACAAGCACAUCAAAUCAGCGAAUAGAAGCUUGGUGGUCACAGCUUACAAAAAGCCUUCUCUUUAUUUUUCGGGAUUAUUUCCUGAAACUCAGCAAUGAUGGAUAUUUCAAGAAAAAUAGCCUUGCAGAUCGAAUUGCGAUAUUAGCAAUAUAUAUGCCUAUGGCUCGUGAAGAGAUUGCUUCUUAUAUUAACGUAUGGAAUACGCAUGGAAUCAGAAAGCAGUCUCAUCGCAUUAAUAGUAUCAAUGGCCAACCCAACGUUUUAUAUCAUCUAUCAGAAGACGGUAUACAGGAUUAUGGAUCAAAGCCUGAUCAAGUGGUAUUGCAAACAUUGCUUGAUGAGCAUAAUUUUGAACUUGAUGAAUAUCUGCCGCUAGAUACUUUGAAUUGGUGUCAACAAAAGUUACAGUCUCAGGGUUUUGAAAGGAUUAAGCUUGAAGACCUAAAUGAACAUGGAGAACGUACGCAUUUCAUUGCAUAUUUGUAUCUCCGGGAUCAAAUUAAUCUACACAUCGCAACACAAUCAGAGCCCCAGCUCAGGGAGUGCGAGAAGCCAACCCAAGAGGAGCUACAUUUGCAACAGGAUUUACAGGACGUUGCUACUGAUUUAACAAAUCAACCAUGGUUCUCAAGGUAG